Patiria miniata (bat star) is the source of this 6559-nucleotide messenger RNA. RefSeq names its product homeodomain-interacting protein kinase 2-like. The transcript is spliced from 15 exons. Lineage: Eukaryota; Metazoa; Echinodermata; Asteroidea; Valvatida; Asterinidae. The coding region runs from base 392 to 4483 and encodes 1363 amino acids. The record is from RefSeq and is a predicted model, not a curated record. Gene Ontology annotation, biological process: peptidyl-threonine phosphorylation; peptidyl-serine phosphorylation. Gene Ontology annotation, molecular function: ATP binding; protein serine/threonine kinase activity; protein tyrosine kinase activity. Gene Ontology annotation, cellular component: nucleus; cytoplasm.
UGUUGCAUUUCCAGUGAAUUUACAUACGACUAUUACGCGAUACGACGAGACAUGAUGAAAGAGAAACGUUGAAGAAAUGGCGCGACAUGGGGAGAAAAAACAUCCAAAACUGCCCCGAAAUGCGCAUCCUCCCCCUCCAAUCCACGCCUGGAGAACUAUUUAGAGAUUGUACCACCACAUCGGGGCAAAAUCUGGUGGAUUUGAUUGUCGAAAUAAAGGAAAUCGAGAGAUAAACGACGCCAUUUGGAAAGGACACGACACGUUUUACGUUUGGAGAUUUCAUUGUCUGGUGGCAGAAUUCCUGAGCCUCGUGAUAGCCGAGUUGAAGACCUCAACGAUUUGGCGAUGAAAACGCAGCCGAAACCCUCCAAAACUGUUUCAAAUAAAAGGUAUGACAUCGCAUGAAACUUCCCAGUUUGGUUCCCAGAUCAGCGCAUUCUACUCAAUCAAGAAGUGUCACCCCCAAAACGCCAAUAACCUGAACAACAAUAAUGUAGUCAUCACCAAUCCAAUCACAGGGCAGACGACCAGCAAUCUGUGUACCGUUCUCCUCAACCCAACCCUCAUUCCUAGUGGAGUCACCUACUCGCUAGUCAACAACAAGAACCACACCACUGGUCGGUCGCAGAACGUCAUCAGAGCCUCUACCAUCAAGCUGCUGGACACCUACCAGAAGUGCGGCAUGAAACGUAAAAGUGAUGAGCAGUUGGACAAUCGCCACGAGCAGAAACAAACCAGACAACAGCAUCUAAGUACAAGCAAGAACAACAACAAUGUGAAGAAAACAACAUCCAAGAGUACAUCGGGCGGGGAGGGGGAUUAUCAACUAGUCCAACAUGAGGUGCUGUGCUCCUUGACGAAUCGCUAUGAAGUCUUAGAGUUUCUGGGCAGGGGAACAUUUGGACAAGUUGUCAAGUGUUGGAAGCGCGGCACUAAUGAGAUAGUGGCCAUCAAGAUCCUCAAGAACCACCCAUCGUAUGCAAGGCAAGGCCAGAUCGAGGUCAGCAUUUUAUCUCGAUUGAGUGCUGAGAGUGCUGAUGAGUUUAACUUUGUCCGUGCGUACGAAUGCUUUCAGCAUAAGAAUCACACGUGUCUGGUGUUUGAACUGUUGGAGCAGAACCUGUACGACUUCUUGAAGCAGAGCAAGUUUCGACCGUUGCCUUUGAAGCACAUUCGACCGGUACUUCAGCAAGUCUUGGUGGCUCUGUUGAAGCUCAAGACGCUUGGCCUUAUCCAUGCUGACUUGAAACCAGAGAAUAUUAUGUUGUUGGAUCCAGCGCGGCAGCCGUAUAGAGUCAAAGUGAUUGACUUUGGUUCAGCGAGUCAUGUCUCUAAGGCUGUGUGUUCAACCUAUCUCCAAAGUCGCUAUUACAGAGCACCUGAGAUCAUCCUUGGCUUACCGUUCUGUGAGGCGAUUGACAUGUGGUCAUUGGGCUGUGUGGUAGCUGAGCUGUUCCUUGGCUGGCCACUCUACCCAGGAGCCUCAGAAUAUGACCAGAUACGCUAUAUCUCCCAGACACAAGGCACGCCAGCCGAGAAUCUCCUGAGUGCUGCUACCAAAACCUCCAGAUUCUUCAAGAGGGACCAGGACACCAACUUUCCUCUCUGGAGAUUGAAGAAAACCAACGAGCAUGAGAACGAGACAGGAAUCAAAGCUAAAGAAGCCAGGAAGUACAUCUUCAACUGCUUGGAUGACAUCGCUGGAGUCAAUUUCCCCACGGACCUGGAAGGAACAGAGAUGCUGGCCGAGAAAGCGGACAGGAGAGAGUUUGUGGAUUUAUUGAAGAAGAUGUUGACGAUUGACCCAGACAAGAGAGUGACACCCUUGGAGGCCAUCAACCAUGCAUUUGUGACAUUGGCGCACCUGGCCGAGUACGGUCAUUGUAGAAAUGUGAAGUCAAGUGUACGAAGCAUGGAGGUAUGUAAGCGGCCGGGACAGAUCUACGACGCGAACUCUGCAGCUAUCCCAGCAAGCUUUGCAGGUGUGAUGCCGGUCACGUCAACCACGGGAAACCUGAAUAUUGCCUUCAACAAUCAACUAAAUGCAGCACUACAGAAUCAGGGUACCUCACAGACAAUCACCACCUCUGUACGACCCCAGGGUAAUGAGUUUCCAUUCCUUCAGUACCAUCUUCAGUCUGGUCCCUAUAUUCCCUAUCAGCCUCCGCAGAUAGCUCAGCGAGUCUCACAGAACGUGCAGCAGCAACCAGCGGGGAGUCAGUAUCCCAGACCGGACCCAUUCCAACAGUCGCUGCAGAUGUACCCCCUGAGAGUUGAAAACAGUGUUCCCAUAGUAACACAAGCACCGCAACACCAGUCACUCACAAUACAACAUCAAGUCUUUACACAGAACUCUGGACUGAAUGGUCAUCCCAAUGGCUCAGUGGUGGCCCACGUAGGGCAAGCACACCAAGCCGGCGCACCGACCCACUCCUUACAACCCAUCGCUUUACCUCUGUCCAUGGGUAACGCUGGGCAACAAGGCUGGCCUGGACCAGCGGGAGUGGGCCAGAAUCAGACGGUGCUCCUCAGGAAUGGUCCAGUCCAGUCUUGGCCUCCUAAUGGUCAGAUGUUCCUGUCACCAUGGCAACAAGGGGCAGCAGCUGUGGCACAGCAGCCUGUCAUUCCGGAGACACAACCUCUUGCAGAAACUUGGAGACGGCAGUAUGUGCCCACUGCAACGAUGUCAUGGCGACCAUCUGACGACCCUGCAUUCAUCUCUGCGGAGCAAAGCCCAGCUAUGUUUCAUAUGGAUGUGGAAGGAAUUUAUGAUCAUGUAGUUGAGCGCUCACAAUAUGGAAGUCACUACCAUCCCAUCAUGCCUCUGACUCCCCAGCAUGCAUUGCAACAGCCUCAGUCUUGGAGUUCCAAUCUACCCCAAGCAGCAGCACGCAGCUCCCAUACCAGACUAGCAAGGAAGCAGGGCGGACAGAAGACACAUACAGCGGCGUUCAGCAGCAGUUUAUCACCACAGAAAUCCAAACGUGUCCGAGGUAGCUCCCCGCCUUCAACUAUCACCCAGCCCCCGCCCCCCACCCAACCAGCUGCCUCGACCCAGCCAACGACAAGAUACAACCGCAGUACUAAACAAGAGUCUAGUACCCAGAGGCUGACCGGUGCAAAUGCAGAGGAUUCCUAUUCAACCAAGCGGGAGCCCAUUGUGAUAGCAGACUCACCGAGUCCCAACCCAAGCGUGAUCACAAUCAGCAGUGAUAGUGAGGAAGAAACGGAGAAACCAGCCAAGGGAUGUGAGGAUAAGAUGUGCAAGGCAUGCAACGAUAACACCAUCACACACUCUUGCUCCUUGAGUAGCUCCAACAGCAUCCUUACACCGUCACCACGGCAACAGCAUCCCUACUCCUCCUCGUCUUCUUCCUGUGACUCGUCGCUGGGCGUGUCGCCUCUCAAGAUUGACCUAGAGAAGCUGCAGAGACAGAACGUGGUGAGUUGCGUCACCAUCCGAGACACACCCGACGGUAGUCCACCAGUGGCAAGUAAUGGUAAUGUGGAGAGCAGCUACAGCAUCAAGACCUCGUAUCGUGGAGAAGCUGCCGACGGCAUGGGAAGUAGUCGAGGUCACGAGCCAAGGAAGUCUCGUCGUAGAGACUCCCAAGUCAUCGUAAGUAGACCACAAAGUGGCCAUUUAAGUUUUCAGGAAAGAGUCAAAGAAGAAGUCCAUAGCGACACGCAGGAGGAGAUCCUGCAUCCACUGAGGAAGUCUCAAGGUCGAGAUCUGGUCUUGGCGUUGAAGAAAGAGAGACCCGCCCAUCACUGCUCGGACUCGGCAAUAGCAUUUGUCAAUCUCCCACCCCUUGAAGUCGACUCCGCCCCCAAACCACAACCCCAAAAGAGUUCCAGUAAGGAUACCACAGUGACCACGCUACCAGCGUUACAACCAAACCCAACACAUCACCGACAGCGCCCAAGUACCUUGACCAUAUCAUCGCAACAGCAGUCGUCAAGAAGCCAACGGUCAACCAGGGCUGACCCAGUGACCUCACAAGUUCAGAGGUCACAGCAUGAUAGACCUGAUCGCCACCGUGGUGUACCAGUCUAUACAUCCCCCACUGUAACACUACCCCCGUAUUAUCAGCAGCACAGUAGUCCUAUCCAUAAACCCAAGACCAGUCAGUCGCAUACUGUGGUACCUGGUCAAUCUAACGGCCAGUACAUCUAUUCCUAUGGAUCCACACCUGGCAUUAACUCUCCCUUAACUACCACCCUACCCCCUCAAGGUGCUCAUAUUCAUUACAAAUCUUCUCUACCGACUCACCUGCCUCCCCCAGCUGUGUUGCAUUCACCUUCAGCCUCUACCGCCUACCAUCCUGGUAUGGCCCCGCCCCCAGCCCAUUACCACCCACAGUACAACAGGCCGGUCUACCUACGAUCACCAUCAGGUAACAUCUACAGUACCUUCCCGCUAAGCCCUACCAAGACCCACCCCCCUUACCAGUACUUGUACCAAGGCUUUACAGGCGAUUGACUUGUUGCCUUGCGAGACAAAUUCGCUCAACUCCACAUGUGAACAAAAAAGUGACCUUCAACACUGGGGGCGCUGUUUAAAUGAAAAUGAACGCUCACUAUGAUUGCCGAGCAAGGACAUAACGGGUGAUACGCAAGCUAUGCAUUUGUAGCUGUAGUCUUGGUUAUUGGUUUAUGCCAAGGUACUCCUGGCCAUCCGUGAAACCACCAAUCAAUCAAUUAUGACUCGAUGGGGAACAGGUGCAUUUACUGUACAGUAGAGGGAAAUACCAGGAGAACAGGUUGUUGGAAUACCAGGGUAUAUGACUUCAAUGUUUUUAUACCACAACCAUAUAUCCCACGUAUGAUUAGAUGAAGUGCACAACAUCCGAUCAUGACAUUGACAAAAACAAACCGGAUCGAUCCACCAUGAAAUUCAAGAGGCAUCCAAAUUGUUCAAAAGCAGUUACCUGCAAAUUUUUCCUUUUCGUCAUAUUUUCAGUUGAGGGAGUUUGCCUCGCAGUUUUCCCAUACGUGUGGUUUGGGAAAAUGCAUGUGUGUUGGAUUUUUUAAACUCUGUGUGCAUGUGUUUCAAAAGUUUGAAUUGAUUCUUAAUAAUAUCAAGCAUUGAUCGGCGUGAAGUAAAGAACUGCAGUUCCAUGACCUUUGACCCGUCUUUGACCCGGCUGUGAGCUUUUGCUGCAGGGUUUUAGAUGAUGGAUGAGUCAUGAUUGGGUUCGUGUGGCUUUGGUUUAGAAUGUAUUUGAUUGGGGAAUUCCCAUGUUGGAAUAACCACUUUUAAUGUUUUAAGAAUGGUAUGCUUCACAAUAAGGAAUGUAUCUAGUGUUUUAAUCUUAGCUUUUGAUCCUAAUGUAUGGAUAUGUAUCGGAGAUGUUGUCAUAAUGUCUUUUUUAGUUUAGUGUCUGAGCUUUUGUAGACUCAAUGUAAGUGUUGCCGAAACACAAUAUUAAUUACAUUAGCAUUGAAGACUUUGUUUCCCUUUUAAAUAUUCCUAUUUAAACAGUAUAUAAAUAUAUUGACUUUGAAGUUAUAGUUUUAACUUGAGCACAUUUUAAUGGAGCGCAAUGUGACGUUGCAUGUAGCUAGGUAGCCUAUCAUUGUAUGCAUAGCACAAGAGUUUCAGUUUUCUAUCGUGGGCAUGUAGGUUGCAGGAAUAUUUUAGCUUGACUUAGAUGAAAUUUUGGGUGUGUUGCUUUGAGAUUUAGUGGUUUGAUAUGCCAAAUCCUGAACAGCAUUACAAUACUUAAGUCCUAUGUACUCUGUCUUAGUCGACCUAUUUAAUGUCGGAUACCCGUAAUCCAUUUGUAACUAAAUAUUGAAGGCCUGGAUUGUGAAAUGCAUGUGGAUUUUUUGUAAAGUAAUAACCGAUCCACUACAGCUGUGUAUAAAUGGACUUGUAGAGAAAUCCUUUGGAGCGUUGUACAGAUAAUGUGCACUGGCGUUGUGGGACCAGUAGUGAUUUCAACGUCCCCUUGUAAAAUAUUCAGAAGAUUUGUAGAAAAAAAUUGAGCAUUAACUUUGUAAUACACUGCUAACGUUGAAGCACAAACUAGCUGAGAUUGGGUCAAGUGAAAUAAUAAUAAUAAUAAUGUGAUAAAAAACUAGAUCAUUGUACAUUUUGUAGAUGAAAACAAAGAAGACUAUUUUUAUGGCUACGGAAUUGAUUGUAUGCUUGCAAUGCCAGUGACAUGGUGAGGUGUAUCUGUUGCUUGAUUGUUCAUUGCGCUGUUAUUAUUGUGAAAUGACUGUUCUACAAUGUACAAAAUUUCCAGUUGUAUCGUGUGCUGAAUUGAAUGGUAUUAUUGCUUAUUAUCGGUUUGUUCUCUAAUGAAUUGGUGCAAGUAAUUGGUUUAGAUUAGUUGAAGAUGCAGUUGUUGUUUUUUCUCCAUGUGCCAUGAAUGCAAGUCUUAUUGUAUCAAAGAUCUUCCAUUCACUACUCACUAAGUAUCAGUGAAGUACAAACACCAAACAGUUGACCGAAAGAUUUCAUAUUAUGUAAACAACGCAAGCUUCUUCAAGCCGAAGGCAAAUUCUGAAACAUUGUGGAUUUCUUAACACGGUCAUUUGACUUGAAAUA